This is a messenger RNA of Verruconis gallopava, 1482 nucleotides long. RefSeq names its product thymidylate synthase. Lineage: Eukaryota; Fungi; Ascomycota; Dothideomycetes; Venturiales; Sympoventuriaceae. Gene Ontology annotation, cellular component: cytosol; mitochondrion. Gene Ontology annotation, molecular function: thymidylate synthase activity. The transcript has 3 exons. The record is from RefSeq and is a predicted model, not a curated record. Gene Ontology annotation, biological process: dTMP biosynthetic process. The coding region runs from base 272 to 1333 and encodes 353 amino acids.
CUCAGAUAUCUAACAAAACUACAAGACAUCAAUCCGGGUCAUACGAAGACAAUGUUUGUCUGAGAAUUUGUCCCCUCUAUUGAGGUGAGUUUUUUCUUCCCUUCAUUUCCUCACAAAGCGGUAGUCAAUUGCGCCGCCUCCAAUCUAUCUCCACAAGGGUUAAUUAUCUCUCUUGUCUUGUAUUUGCGUACCCGUAUGCAAAAUCUCGCCAUUUUCCUGAUUCAUUUACUACAAGGAGUGCACACGUUAAGUCUAAGCAGCGCGAACGGCAAUGAGCCCCAGCGCAUUUGAGACAGGCCCAGCGAGUGGGCCAGGUGUUGCGCUAGAAGCGAAGAAGAAUGACGAUGUUUCGAAUAUCUCUAAACCUGCCAAGAGGCAUGAAGAGUAUCAAUACCUGGACUUGAUCAGGGAUAUUAUGGAGAACGGGGAACACAGGCCUGAUAGAACUGGCACCGGAACAUACUCUAUCUUCGCACCAGCUCAGCUGAAGUUUUCCCUCUCCCGCCCGGCCGACGAUCCGUCACAAGCGCCCAUUCCCGUCCUGCCCCUUCUCACGACCAAGCGCGUGUUCCUCCGCGCAGUCAUUGCAGAGCUGCUCUGGUUCAUAGCAGGCUCGACGUCCUCGAAACCGCUCUCAGAACAGGGCAUCAAGAUCUGGGACGGCAAUGGGAGCCGAGAGUUCCUCGACGCCAACGGUCUCGGGCACAGAGAAGAGGGCGACCUCGGUCCCGUAUAUGGUUUCCAGUGGCGUCACUUCGGAGCGGAGUACGUCGACGCGCAUACGGAUUAUACGGGGCAGGGUGUGGACCAGCUCGCGGACGUGAUCGAUAAGCUCAAGAACAAGCCGUACGAUCGGCGCAUCAUCCUGAGCGCGUGGAACCCCGCCGACCUGAAGAAAAUGGCCUUGCCACCUUGCCACAUGUUCGCGCAAUUCUACGUCUCCUUCGCGACGCCGGGCCACAGGCAGCGGCGCGACAGCUCAGCAGACGGUCCGCGGCCGAAGGGGACGCUGCACUGCAUCCUGUAUCAGCGGUCGUGCGACAUGGGCCUAGGCGUGCCGUUCAACAUCGCCUCGUACGCGUUGCUGACGCACAUGCUCGCCCACGUCUGCGACCUGAUUCCCGGCACGUUGACGCACACCAUGGGCGACGCACACGUGUAUCUGGAUCACGUCGAGGCGCUCAACGUGCAGCUCGAGCGCGAACCGAGAGACUUUCCCGACUUGGAGAUCAAGCGCGAGGUUGGUUGCAGCAUCGACGGUUGGCAGGUGAGCGACUUUGAGGUCAAAGGGUACAACCCUCACAAAACGAUCGCGAUGAAGAUGUCUGUAUGAAAGAAAAAAAAAACAGGGUCGGUACUUCCAGCCUGAACGAUUCAUUACGCAUUAGAUUUUUCAUGUGUAUAUAGUGCUAUGCGACGUUAUGUAUCAUCAAUAGCCCCUGGUCAUGACCAGUCAUCCGGGGAUAAUUUAUUUCCUUUUCG